Messenger RNA from Seminavis robusta, 768 nucleotides. The record is from the annotation of a GenBank genome assembly. Lineage: Eukaryota; Bacillariophyta; Bacillariophyceae; Naviculales; Naviculaceae.
AUGGCAUUUCUGGAUUACUCAGGUCCACAGAAACCAGCACCAUCACAGCCCAAGGCAGCCCUGGUGUUUCUCCAUGGCCUGGGAAAUUCUCCUCAGACUUGUAUCCCUCUGAUUCAAGACCGAUUAUCCCAACUGGAUCCAACUUUGUCCCAAGACAUUAAAUUUGUCUUUCCAUCGGCGCCUCGACUCUGCAGUACCAUUAAUGGAGGGCAAUGCCUCCCCUGCUGGUUUGACCUGUACGAUUGGCCCGUCAAGGUCGGUGUCCGAGAUGACAAGCAGGGAAUUCGACAAGCCGUCCAACAAAUACAAGACGAAGUUGCCAAACUCGAAGCAGAAGGAAUCCCCAAGAGCCGCAUUGUUCUGGGGGGAUUUUCACAGGGAGCCACCUUGGCGCUGUCCACGGCGUAUGGGGACACAACAAUUGAACAACCAUUUGCCGGUUGCAUUGCAUUGUCGGGAUGGUUGGCACUACGACAAGAGUUGCAGUGCACACCGGCAGCGUGUCAGACACCCCUCUUUUGGGGUCAUGGGCAAUUUGAUGAUUCGGUCAAACCAGAACAACAAUUCUUUGGUGUCAAGAAAUUGCUCCAACAGGGAGUACAAUCGACCACCACCAAGAGUUAUGAAAUGGGACAUGGUGUCAGUGCCGAGGAACUCUGUGAUAUCGCGGCCUUUUUGAAACGAGUAAUCUACAAACAGAGACCAAGCACGGAAAGCAUCGAGAAAACAGAAUCAUCGGAUACCCAAACGCAGACGGCACUGGUGUAG